Molecule: messenger RNA, 627 nt
Organism: Peronospora matthiolae
Lineage: Eukaryota; Oomycota; Peronosporomycetes; Peronosporales; Peronosporaceae
Source: the annotation of a GenBank genome assembly
AUGAAUAUGUUGGAUGAUAAAGAUGACCAAAGCUUUCACGCUACGCGUGACGGCUACUCCCAUUUGAGCGAUGUCGAAUGGGAUGCGGUUGAACGAAUGGGUUCGACCAUGGGCAUCCAUGCUGUUAGCGUCAUGCUAGAGGCUCUCAAUAGAGAUGCCCAACAUGCUACUAUCGCCAAGUUCAUUCAAAAUGAACUUGACGCAGAACGCGAGAAAGUAGCCUUGCCUCACCAACAAGGUUCUCAACAAGCAGAGUUGUUGAGAGAACAGGGUGCUCAACAGUUUGAACUGUUGAGACAGCAGCAGGCUGCUGCUGGUGAGUCGAUGCAUUCGCGUCGACCCGAAACCUUGAAGAUUGACAUCUCCAAGUAUAGGGGAGUCGAAGAGGACUCCCUCUUGAGAUGGUUCGUCGAAUUGGAUGACGCCAUAAGGGCGCGUCGCAUCGACGACGGGGAUAUGCAAGUUGCAUUUGCUCAGUCAAAUCUGGCAGGACGUGCCAAGACUUGGGCACUGGGGCUCAAGUUGCACGACCCAUAUGCGUUUGGGUCGUUGGAAGUCUUCAAGUCGCGGCUCAGACAAACGUUUGAACCGCCUAGAGCUGAGUCGGAGCUCGAACCGAACUCUUGA